CUCCUAGUCACUCACGCUUAUGCUGACCUUGGCAAUCGCCGACCCGUUCCUCAUACUCCGCAAAAGCCACGCAGUUAAACUGCUGCAUUAUCAUGCAAACUCCGUUAACUCCGUCUAAACUGAUGUCCUCGAAGAAUGGACAGGCACCCCAAUAUUCGGUUGGCGAAAGAUAUAUAGCGUUGUUUCCGCUUUUGAUUAUACUCAGUAAUGCACUUGGAUACGUAUCGAGCCUACAGGAGACAAACGGUUUCCCCGUACGUUACAAUGAUGGACUCUCACACCGUUUGGUUUAUCACCGGCUGCUCGUCUGGGGUUGGGAAAUCAUUGGUCGAGACUGCCUUCCAAGCCGGCCAUCACGUCGUGGCCACUGCUCGCAAUGCUGCAUCGCUGUCUUACCUACCAGAGGGGCCUCGUGUUCUCAAACUCGGCCUGGAUGUCACCUCGAAGAGUGAUAUCAUGCGGUCCUUGUCUACUGCGGUAGAGAGGUUUGGCCGCAUUGACAUAUUAGUCAACAAUGCCGGGUACGCUGUGAUGGGUGACACCGAAACCGUGCCGGAGUCAGAUGCCCGUCUUCAGAUGGAAACUCUGUUUUGGGGUCCGGUCUUUCUUACACAACAGGCAGUUCAUAUAUUUCGAGAGGUGAACCCUCCAGGCCAGGGUGGCACUGUGGUGCAGGUAUCUUCCAUUGGUGGACUCGUAACAUUUCCCGGCAGUGCAUUUUAUCAUGCUAGCAAGUUCGCCCUCGGCGGCUUUACUGAGUCGUUUGCCAAGGAGAUGAAUCCUGCUUGGAAUAUCAAAUUCGUGGUGGCUGCCCCUGGAGGGAUCAAGACAAACUUUGGUUCGAAUGUCAAGUUUGCCACUCGCCAUCCUGCCUAUGAUACCCCUGCUUCCCCGUUAAAUCAGUUGCUAGCAUAUAUGAUGAAUCCUGUAGUCCAGGAGACGUUCUCGACACCAGCGCAGUGCGCUAGAGUGCUCUUCGACGCUGUCACAGGACAGGCCCAGCGAGCGCUGCCGAGGCGGUUGUUGAUGGGUACUGAAACAAUUGCUCUACUAGAAGCAGAUCUCAAGACCACCACGGAGGACUUGGAAGCCUGGAAGAGCGAGACUAUGCGAUGUUCGUCAUAGACGUCCCACUACGAAAGUUCAAAUCCCUGCGAAAUCAUAUCGUAUUGUUUUCCGACAUCAAUAUCAACUCGAAUGAUUAAUAAUUCAGGCGUCUAUA
Aspergillus pseudotamarii is the source of this 1222-nucleotide messenger RNA. RefSeq lists its product as uncharacterized. The record is from RefSeq and is a predicted model, not a curated record. Bases 208 to 1125 code for a protein of 305 amino acids. The transcript has 3 exons. Lineage: Eukaryota; Fungi; Ascomycota; Eurotiomycetes; Eurotiales; Aspergillaceae.